AUGCUCCCUCCUGGUGUCACUACAAAGAUCUUACCUGUAGAUCAUACACAAGCGAACAGAUGUCAUCCAACAGAACCUGUUGCACAGCUCACUGGAUGUCCGGUAAUAUGGAGACCGUGGACUCCUCCUAUAUCAGACACUAAAAAGAAAGCUACUGGAUCCAGGCAAGUGUCUGACAUGCAAGGAUUUAACCACCCAGUGAGACUGUUCAUGCCCAGAUCCAAGAUCCAGGAUUACCUGUCUCAUCUGGGGAGGAAAGUUCUUGCCAGCUUUCCAGUUCAAGCCACUCUACACUUCUAUAACGAUGACUCCAGCUCAGAAGAGGAGGACGACGAUGUCAGACAUGAGUUCAGGGUUCCAGUAAAAAGGACCAUAUAAAGGAAGGAUACUUAAUACAUGGACUAUAGAUGCGGAUAUUUGCUGUGUUAUGAUGUGAGUUUGUGGACAUUAGUGGUCGUUUUGUCAUCCUUAUUACCAGCCAGAAACAGUUGUUACUUUUGACCUUUGGGGAGCUGGACUCCCACAUAAGUCUUUAUAUAUAUGUUUUUCCUCAUAAGAAUAAUUCUAGACUAAAAUGCAUUUUCAUGGAAGAGACAUGCUCGACAGUGGAACAAGGAUUAUUUGUCAUGUGGACAUAGAAACAGCUCACAGAAAUGUUACAGUUAACACAGCUGGGUUGUACUGAAUUGUAUAGCUGCACUGGAUUUGGUGUUAAACAUCCAACGCUCUCCUUUCCUGUUGAGGAAAAGCUGCUGUUUUGGAAACAGACUCAUGAAAGGACAGGCGAUCACGGUAACCGGACUCAGAAAGCAGGAUACAUGGUGCAUGGACACAGCGCAACUGAGUUACGGAACCAUGCUGCACUGGUACUGUUUACUCCAAUAAAGCAUAAACACACCUUUAACCUGAAAGUGUCUCAAACCCACCUCAUCACAUUCUACUUCCUCAGGAGUGCAGAUGAGACUUAGUGCUGGUUUAAAUGCAAGCAUGUGGAAUACUGCAUAGUGCA
Clarias gariepinus (North African catfish) is the source of this 1009-nucleotide messenger RNA. RefSeq names its product ripply transcriptional repressor 3 (gene ripply3). The record is from RefSeq and is a predicted model, not a curated record. Gene Ontology annotation, cellular component: nucleus. Gene Ontology annotation, biological process: negative regulation of transcription by RNA polymerase II; embryonic pattern specification. Lineage: Eukaryota; Metazoa; Chordata; Actinopteri; Siluriformes; Clariidae.